Episyrphus balteatus (marmalade hoverfly) is the source of this 1955-nucleotide messenger RNA. It is a transcript of the gene cad, whose product is annotated as homeotic protein caudal. Lineage: Eukaryota; Metazoa; Arthropoda; Insecta; Diptera; Syrphidae. The record is from RefSeq and is a predicted model, not a curated record. Gene Ontology annotation, biological process: anterior/posterior axis specification; cell differentiation; embryo development. Gene Ontology annotation, cellular component: nucleus. The coding region runs from base 564 to 1676 and encodes 370 amino acids. The transcript is spliced from 2 exons. Gene Ontology annotation, molecular function: RNA polymerase II transcription regulatory region sequence-specific DNA binding; DNA-binding transcription factor activity, RNA polymerase II-specific.
CUUGUUGAGAAUCUGUCAACUAAUCAGUUAGCGGCAAACAAGUUCGGUGGACGGUUAUCGGUGGAAGAACAAAUUCACACCACGUUUAAAAAAAAAAUUGUUGACAUUUGUUAUAAUUUUUUUUACGCGGUUAUUUAUGCUUUUUUUGUUGACUACAAAAAAGACUCCUAUAAAAAAAGAAAGAAUAACUAUAGUAGUAAAAUUUACAACACAUUUAUUAAUCCCAAUAUAUUGUUAAUUGGUGUUUAAACGGAUUAAAACAUAAAAUAUACAUUUACGAGUCAUCCUGUUUGGUGUGUAGACAUAUUUUUGACAGAUGUCAGUGCAUAAAUUGAAUAACAAAUCCUGCAUAAACAACAUAAACGUGUUAAACAAAUAAUUUAAUGCAUGUUUCUCAGUCAUAUUUCGGAUUAUAGUGUUUUUUAUGAAGUGAUAUUUGCCUUGUGAUUGUUCAAAUUUACACGUGUAGACAAAAGUGUAACCCUGUCUAUUUUCUGUCUUUUCUAAAAAGAUUAUUAAUUUACUUUCCAUAAAAAACAAACAAAAUUGAUUUAAAAUCAAGCAUGGUUUCCUACUAUAACUCUCUCUCAUAUUCGCAAAAACACAGUGCUGCAAAUCUGCCAUAUCCCGCCGGUCAACCCUGGGCAUGGCAAUCGAAUUACCAUCCGCCGCCAAAUCAUCAAUUUUUAGGCGAUGUCGAUUCGCCCCAUUCGGUGGGACAUCAUCCCAUUCAAUAUUACAAUCACAUGUUUGGUAAUCAUCCAUCGGCAGAUUGGCAUACGACGGAAAACUUUCAAAAUGCUACCCAAUCGCACUUGUUGCAACAGCAUCAGCAUCAACAACACCAACAACAACAACAUCAGCAGCAUCAUCAACAUCAAUCGGGUGCGACACAACUUAACGACUCAGCAAGUAGUGUUGGGGAGCCACAAAUUGCUGAUGGAUUACCAUCGCCACCGAUUACAGUUUCGGGAAGUGAGAUUUCUAGCCCUGGAGCACCAGCAUCAUCAUCAUCGCCCCAUGCUAAUAUGAGUACAAAUAGCAACAAUAACAACAACAAUAAUAGCACGACAAACAACAAUAAUACAAGUGGUAAUAGUACUACGAUAAACAACAACACUAUUCGAUCGUCACCUGUCAAAAGUCCCUACUACGAUUGGAUGAAAAAGCAGUCGUAUACAGCGCAACCCACACCAGGAAAGACCCGCACAAAGGAUAAAUACCGUGUCGUCUACACUGAUUUCCAGCGCCUUGAACUCGAGAAAGAAUACUGCACCUCCCGCUACAUAACCAUCCGUCGCAAAACCGAACUAGCACAAUCGCUUCAACUAUCGGAACGACAAGUGAAAAUAUGGUUUCAAAAUCGUCGUGCUAAAGAACGUAAGCAAAACAAGAAACGAGACGACCCAAUGUCUGCGGUAGUCCAACAUUCUGAUCUUGCCAGCUACAUGGACACAAAGCCCAAAAUUGAACCAGGUCUACAUCAUCUACAACACUCACUGCACCCAAUGAGCUCGAUGGCAAUGAAUAUGCCAAUGAGUUUACACCAUCAUCAUUCAGUUCUACAUCAUGGCCAUCAUCCAUUGGCAGUUCCACCGGCACCACAACACCUUCAUCAGACGCACUCACAAAUGUCAGCUGCAGCAGCCGCCUCUGUAGGUGCGCUGUCAAUGUGAUAAGUUUAUUACAGUUUGAAACCCAGAGUUUUGACAGAAAAAUAUCCUUGCACCCUCACUCAUCACUUUAGUAUAACUUCUUUUAAACUGUUUUAAAUGUCAAAGUUCACAAGAGAUUCUGUGCGUGAUGGUGUUUGCACAGCUUUUUAGUUUUGUAUUUUUGUAAUCAUUUGCAGAUCAAAACUUAAAGCAAGCGUUUUGUUAUAAUUUUAUGGUAUAUAGCAUGUAAUAUAAAUAAAUAUAUAAAUGUAGAUUUUAAAUUAUUUUAUUAUUUUGAAC